AUGGACCUGAUCCCAAACUUCUCCAUGGAAACCUGGAUGCUCCUGGCUACCAGCCUGGUGCUCCUCUACCUAUAUGGAACUCAUUCGCAUGGACUUUUUAAAAAGUUGGGAAUUCCUGGGCCCAAACCUCUGCCUUUCUUUGGGUCAAUUCUUGCUUAUAGGAAGGGUUUCUGGGAAUUUGACACACAAUGUCAUAAAAAAUAUGGGGAAAUGUGGGGGUUUUAUGAGGGCCGAAACCCUCUUUUGGCUAUCACGGAUCCAGACAUGAUCAAAACAGUGCUGGUGAAGGAAUGUUAUUCUACCUUCACAAAUCGGCGGACUUUUGGUCCAGUGGGAAUUAUGAAAAAAGCCAUCUCCGUCGCUGAGAAUGAAGAAUGGAAGAGAAUCCGAGCAUUGCUGUCUCCAACCUUCACCAGUGGAAAGCUCAAGGAGAUGCUCCCCAUCAUUAAGCAGUAUGCAGAUGUGUUGGUGAAAAACAUGAGGAAGAAAUCAGAGAAUGGGGAUCCCAUCAGCAUGAAAGACAUCUUUGGGGCCUACAGCAUGGAUGUGAUCACUUCCACAUCAUUUGGAGUAAAUGUUGAUUCCCUCAACAAUCCUCAGGACCCUUUUGUGGAAAAAAUCAAGAAGCUCUUAAAAUUUGAUGUCUUCGAUCCUUUGAUCCUCACAGUGACACUCUUUCCAUUCCUUGCCCCAAUACUUGAUGUAUUAGGUUUCUGCCUGUUUCCAAAAGAUGUCAUAAGCUUUUUUAAAACUUCUGUGCAACGAAUGAAAGAGAAUCGCAUGCAAGAGAAAGAAAAGCAAAGAGUGGAUUUUCUUCAACUGAUGAUAAACUCCCAGAAUUCCAACAUCAAGGAGUCUCAUAAAGCUUUGUCCGACCUGGAGAUUGUGGCUCAGUCAGUUAUAUUUAUUUUCGCUGGCUAUGAGACCACUAGCAGCGCUCUUUCCUUUGCUUUGUAUUUACUGGCCACUCAUCCUGAUGUCCAGAAGAAACUGCAGGAUGAAAUUGAUGCAGCUCUGCCCAAUAAGGCACCCCCCACCUAUGAUGCCCUGGUCCAGAUGGAAUAUCUGGACAUGGUGAUAAAUGAAACUCUCAGAUUAUAUCCAAUUGCUGGAAGACUAGAGAGGGUCUGUAAGGCAGAUGUGGAAGUUAAUGGGGUUCUCAUUCCCAAAAGGACUGUGGUGAUAGUACCAAUUCUUGUUCUUCACAAAGACCCAAAGUACUGGCCAGAGCCUGAGGAGUUCCGCCCUGAAAGGUUCAGCAAGAAGAACGAGAACAACAUUAAUCCUUACACGUAUCUGCCCUUUGGGGAUGGACCCAGGAAUUGCAUUGGCAUGAGAUUUGCUCUCAUGAACAUGAAAAUUGCUCUUGUCAGCAUCCUGCAGAACUUCUCCUUCCAACCUUGUAAGGAAACUCAGAUCCCUUUAAAAUUAAGCAAGCAAGGACUUCUUCAACCAGAAAAACCAGUACUUCUAAAGGUUGUGUCAAGAGAUGGGACCAUAAGUGGAGCUUGA
This is a messenger RNA of Microtus oregoni (creeping vole), 1512 nucleotides long. Its product is annotated as cytochrome P450 3A9. Gene Ontology annotation, biological process: oxidative demethylation; steroid metabolic process. NCBI's taxonomy places the organism in Eukaryota, Metazoa, Chordata, Mammalia, Rodentia, Cricetidae. Gene Ontology annotation, molecular function: iron ion binding; oxidoreductase activity, acting on paired donors, with incorporation or reduction of molecular oxygen, reduced flavin or flavoprotein as one donor, and incorporation of one atom of oxygen; testosterone 6-beta-hydroxylase activity. The transcript has 13 exons. The record is from RefSeq and is a predicted model, not a curated record. Bases 1 to 1512 code for a protein of 503 amino acids.